Messenger RNA from Gorilla gorilla gorilla (western lowland gorilla), 11769 nucleotides. It is a transcript of the gene SNX14, whose product is annotated as sorting nexin 14. Gene Ontology annotation, biological process: autophagosome maturation. Gene Ontology annotation, cellular component: late endosome. The transcript is spliced from 29 exons. Bases 8791 to 11601 code for a protein of 936 amino acids. The record is from RefSeq and is a predicted model, not a curated record. Gene Ontology annotation, molecular function: phosphatidylinositol-3,5-bisphosphate binding. NCBI's taxonomy places the organism in Eukaryota, Metazoa, Chordata, Mammalia, Primates, Hominidae.
UUUUUUUUUUUUUUGAGACGGAGUCUUGCUCUGUCGACAGACUGGGGUGCAAUGGUGAGAUCUCGGCUCAUUGCAGCCUCUGCCUCCUGGGUUCAAGUGAUUCUCCUGCCUCAGCCUCCCAAGUAGCUGGACUACCGCUCAGCUAAUUUUUGUAUUUUUAGUAGAGAUGGGGUUUCACCCUGUUGGCCAGGCUGGUCUCGAACUCCUGACCUCAGGCCAUCAGCCUGCCUCGGCCUUCCAAAGUGCUGGGAUUACAGGCAUGAACCACUGUGCCCAGCCUAAUUUUGGCUAAUUUUUCAGUGGUAACAGUAUCUGGCCAGUCACACAUAAAAAUGUACAUACAUUUAUAGAUAUAUAUACACACAUAAUAAGAAACUAAACAGGGAAAUAAAUCUUCAGUAGACCUAGAUCUUUUAGUUAAAAUUUAUGGACAUAAAAUGCUCUUAAUUUCUUACCUUCGUGUCUUUUAUUCAUAUGGCUUUCCCAUUUCUAACAAGCCUCAUCUGGCUUGUAUAUUUAUUUUCCACAUAUACUUACAAAGGUAUAGGUUGGUGAAGUAAAAUGCUGUCUGUGCAUUAAUGUGGUUUUCUCAUUUCAGCGACUUAGGUAGUUUUUUCAGGAGUUCUGGAUGAGACACUGAAAAUCUGUUAGUCAUUGGGCCAUGUAAUGGAAGCAGCUACGUAUAAACAUUUAGCUUCUCUGAGCCUGAGUUUUCUUGUAAAAAGAUAUUUUUCCAGCUCUCAAUUAUAUCCUAUGAAUACAGGAUUUAUAGGAUCGUGUCUUUUUUUUUUUUUUUUGGGAAAAUUCUGCCUAGAGGACUUUUGACGUUAUUUCAUUCAUGCUUUUAUGUGGAGAUUUAUUUUCACAAAAGAAUAAAUGUUGCAUUAAAAAGUAGACUUAAUUCACCCUGUAAUACCUUACAUGUAUGAACAUUUGGUACAUUAUUUUUGUGAUAGCUCUUUGAGGGAAAGACAGGGUAAAUAUGACUUUUGAAAGUUGAGGAAGCUAACACUGAAGCGUAUAUUUUCUUAUAUUCUGAGGAGGAAAACUAUCAAGCUCUCAUUAGUCCACAAAGCAUUAUUCCAAGUUAUUCCCAAAUUUCCCUAAAUUACCAUGUUAAUGCAUGAAUUGGGAGUUAACCUGAAUCACAUAGAUGUUAGCUAAUACAUGAAUCUACUUUUGUGGGAGUAACUCCAUUUUAAAAAGUUUUAGAAUAGGUGUUCAUUUAUUCUAAGUUUCUUAGUUUUGAAAUUCUAGUCAAAAUUCUCAAUGCUAAUAGAUGAAUGAACCUGAUAAGUAAAUACAAAACAGUCUAACUGCUAAACCAACCUAGAUUUUAUUUAUGUUGAUAAUUGUUCUCUAACAAUUACAGGACCACCAUAUAGUCCAAAAUAGCAUCGGUGUUCUGAUUACCAAUGACUCUCCUCAAGUAAGCUGUCUUUAGGCUGAAAGUCCACAUAUUUAAUUAUCAGUAAAGCAUUUUAUUGCAUCUUUUCUAGUGAGCUUGGUGGUUUUGGAAUGAUACCUCUUUUAAGUACAGUCUCUGUUGUACUCAGGCUGGAGUGCAGUGGCGCUAUCUCGGCUCACUGCAACCUCCGCCUCCCGGUUUCAGGUGAUUCUCCCACCUUAGUCUCCCAAGUAGCUGGGAUUACAGCCACCACGCCUGGCUAAUUUUUCGUAUUUUAAAUAGAAACUAGGUUUCACCAUAUUGGCCAGGCUGGUCUCAACUCCCGCCUCAGGUGAUCACCUGCCCGCCUCGGCCUCCUAAAGUGCUGUGAUUACAGGCAUGAGCCACUGCGCCCGGCCUCUCCUCUCUUUUUAAGAGUUGUUCACAGGAUACCAGUGUCCCCAUAUGAAAAUUAUAUAUUUUAAAGAUUUAACCCCUAUGGCAUUUAUUACAUUCACUUAACCUUGAAAAAUCUUGGCAAUUUGCCAAGUUAUCUCAUCUUCCAUCCUUACCUGUUCUUAUUUUCCUUUUUCCCUGUAUACGUGUUUCCUUGAUCACACCUACAUUACAGUCCCAUAUCACAUCUGUGUGGACUCCUCUUUUAGUGUCAGGGCUUGCUUGAUGUCUGUUACGUGCAGUUCUGCAUUUCAGCUGUCUCCUGAACACAUUCAAGUGCUCUUCUCCAUCAGCAACUGUCUCAUUAAUUUCUCACUUCAUAUCCAGUCACAUUUGAUCAUUUACUUGAAGAGGCCUGAAAUGUCCUCUCUAUCCAGGUACUGCCAGUCCUUUAGGAAGUUCAGAUCUGGCAUAACUCCUUAUAAAUAAGUUAAACUACUAAGUGGCACAUUUAAUUUUGCUAGUUCUCUACAUCUAGCUCCAGAGUCUAUGACAGUAUUGUCAAAUAGAAAUGAAAUGCAAACCACAUAUGUAAUUUAAAGUUUUAUAGUUUGGCCCCAGUUCAUCCUUCUAGUGUAAUUUUCCAUUAAUACUGUCUAAAGAAACUGCCCGCCUUGUGUUUCUUUGGCUCAUCUCACAGCUUCUGAUGUCUUGAAUUCUGCCCCAUUUUCUUCAACCAAAAUAGGUUAAAAUCAUCCUACUAACAGGCACAUUAGAACUACCAACAUCGUAUCCCUGAGGAACAAGUACAGUUUGGAGAACAUUAAGAUAAAAGUCUUGGCUUUGCCUUCUGGGGCAAAUAAGGCUAUUAGCUGAUUUUUCUUCUUUUCUUGGUUUUGUUUUUUUGAGACGGAGUCUGGCUCUGUCACCCAGACUGGAGUGCAAUGGUGCAAUCUUGGCUGACUGCAACCUCUGCCUCCUGGGUUCAAGCGAUCUUCAGCCUCAGCCUCAUGAGUAGCUGGGAUUACAGGCACGUGCCACCAUGCCCGGCUAAUUUUUGUAUUUUUUAGUAGAGACAGUUUUGCCAUGUUGGCCAGGCUGGUCUCAAACUCCUGACCUCAAGUGAUCCGCUCGCCUCAGCCUUUCAAAGUGCUGUGAUUACAGGCAUGUGCCACUGUGCCCAGCCUUUAUUGUGGUAUAGGUUUGUGAUAUAAAAAAUUUAUCAGCCUCGCUUAAAGGUAACUUCAGGAGCAAAAGUAUACUUUUUUUUUUUUGAGACAGGUCUUGCUCUGUUGCCCAGGCUGGGUUGAAGUGGCACCAUCUCGGCUCUCUGCAGCCUCGACCUCUGGGGCUCAAGGGAUCCUCCCACCUCAGCCUGGGACCACAGGUGUUUGCCACCACACCCGGCUAAUUUUUUUUGUUUUUUUGAGGCGGAGUCUUGCUCUGUCGCCCAGGCUGAAGUGCAGUGGCAUGAUAUCAGUUCACUGCAACCUCCGCCUCCUGAGUUAAGGUGAUUCUCCUGCCUCAGCCUCUCGAGUAGCUGGGAAUGUAGGCACGCACCAGCAUGCCUGGCUAAUUUUUGUAUUUUUAGGAAAGAUGAGGUUUCACCAUGUUGCCGAGGCUGGUCUGGAACUCCUGACCUCAAGUGAUCUGCCCGUCUCAGCCUCCCAAAAUGCUGGGAUUACAGGCAUGCGCCACUGUGCUUGGCCCCUAAUUUUUUUUGUUGAUUUUUUUCAUGUAGAGAGGUUUCACCAUGUUGCCUAGGCUGAAAGCCACAGUUUUAAAACAUCUGAUGUCAUUUGAAAAUCUGAUAUUUCUAUGCUUUGCAAUAGCAGGAAACUUCAGAAUCAUUUAAAUUAUUACUGCUACCCUUACAAUUUUUUUUGGCAGUGUGUAUCUGGUAAUUACAAUCUUCUUUCCUCCACCAUGGUAAGUAAUAGUUUAUUACGUUGCUUUACAUAGUAGAAAACACGAUGGAACUUGGCAGAGGCUGAAGAGUAAAUAGAUUUAAGCCAAUUUAAAAAUAAUUAUGUUAACAUUUGAAAACUCAGUACUUGCAAGGGACUAUCUAGAUAGGGAUAUUUGUCCUAGGUGUCUUAACUCUGAAGCAGCUUAAAUGCCCCACAAAAAUUGCUCUAGUUCUGCCAUCAGUGUUUCUGUGAGCAUUCUUAAAGCUUUCUUUUUAGCCACAAGAAUAACUGAAAGCUGAUGUUUUUAACUAUAUAUAAGCAUUUUUUUGUUGUUUUUAACUAAAAAUAGAAGUGAUAGAACUGUUCUCUGAACAUCUGGGGACAGCAGAGUUCUUAAUUGUCUUGAGUACUUAAGGGUAUAUCUUGAAUUGUUUCACAAAAUUGACUAUAGGACAUAAUGCUAAAAAUUCAGACUGUUUUAGAAUCUUGUGUUCAUAUGAGUUAUGAAAAAUUCAAAUAGUAACUGUCUUUGAAUAUAUAAGGGAAAUUUUACAAUUAAAAAUUUUCAAAAUUAUUCAAGAUUUAUACUUAGAUAUAUUAUGUUGAGUUUAUUUUCUGGAAUCAGCUUGCCAAAAGAGGAAAAGUUUAUUUUUAGUGAAGGUAAAAAUUGAUUUUAAUUAUUUGGUAGCAACCCUUACUAGUAGAAUAAGAGCUGAAGUACCAAUAUUAGUGAUUUUCACAGUUCUGAACCAAGCCUGGUUGCCUGGUGGUUUUUAGGACAACAGUGAAGAGCUUUAAUUUUUAUGUUUUGGGAAAUAGCUUCUGAGAGGUAAGAAGGAUUGCAAAGUUUUUCCAAAAUAUUUUAUGAAGUUAGUGAAGUCAGUUGAAAUGUGUAUUUAAACAUUUGAAGGGAUAUAGUUAACAUUUUUUUAAUGAGAGGAAACCACUGUCUGUAGUUCAGAAAUAAGAUGGAGUGUUUUACUUACUUAAGGGGUAAUUUAAAAAGUAAACAAAAGCAUUGGCCUACAAGAGAAAGGUGAUGUUGGAUUAUAAGUGCUUUUUCUAAUCGUUAAUAUUCAUCAACAGGUGAGUAUAUUUUCCGUUUCCAAGCAGUUAUUAAUUUACAUUUUCUCAAAUUAUAAGUAGCUUCCUGCUUCUCCAAAAGUGAGGCUUAAGAGGAUGGCUAUUUCAUCAUAAAUUAGAAAAACGACUACAAAUAUGAAAUGGUUGAUUUUUUGGUACUAAGAUAAUGAGACCAUCCAGAAUUUUAUGAUCAAAACAUGGCUUUUACCCAGGGAGUAUCUGUAGUUGAGCCACUGGCUCUAUAACAUUGUUAGUUCUUUGUAUCUUCCCAGUGGAGGUUUUACCUCAUGGCCAUAAAAAUAAAAGAGGGUUAAAUGUGAAAAUAACUGCAUUUUGAACAUCUCAGACCCUCCACUCGUAAAAAUUACUUAAUGUUCCUCUUCCUUGAAUUACAUAUUUUCCAUUGUAAUAAAUUCCUGUUUUGAAAACCAAGGAAAGGAACAUUUUUUGAAGAAAGCAGUUCAGUGGCCUCUAACAGGUUUAUCGAGAGGUUGAUAUGUAGGGAUAGGUUGUGGGGGAGAAGAGGGUGCUAUGAAAUGUAAAAUUAAGGAUGUAAAAAUAACAUUAGGGGUGCCACAAAAGGUGAAAUAUAAACCAUGAUCAUUUGAGACAAGGGAAAAACAGGGCUUUGAAAAUGCCUGUCAUGUGAUAGGAGGCAUCUGUAAGGGAGAGACUGAAAUGGCUCCCAGGGGUAGUAUAUCCAUCCUCUUCCCGAUACACCUGUGCCAUACAAAUAAUGACCCUCAACACGUUAAAAUGUGGUUUACAUUCAGGGUCAUUAGAGUUUAGGCCUAAUUUCUGCAAUUCAGGUAUUCAUCAUUACCUUGCAAACUUACUGUACCAACAUAAAAAGCAUUUUGCUGGUGUGGCGGGGAGAAUCAGGUUAAAUUAAGUAGAAGCAUUUUGGAAACUUUGCCUAGUACUUCAUGACUUUUGAAAAUUAUAAGUGAAAACAGAGAUAAGUCCUAUUCUUCGCUCACAUUAUUUCCCACAGGCCUUUCCAGAUCCUUGUAGCUAAAAAUUUCCCUUUUACCAUUAACUGUCAUUAAAAAAAAAAAAAUACAGUCUUUAUGUAUAAAACCGCUGCCCUUUAUAACAUUUUAUGUGACUUGUUUGCUUCCCUAGACUGUAAGCCUUUGGAGGUCAGAAAAAAAUGCAUCUAAAUGUAUCUGCCACCACAUCUAGCACAGUGCCUUACACUUAUUUGCUAUUCAAUAAAUAUAUUCAUUAAAAUAAUGGACAUAUUACUGGAUUGCAGUUUAAUGUCUAUGAGCCCUUUAAAUGCAUUAUCAAAUUUUUAACUUUUUAUAGUUUGUCAGUGUACACCUAGCACAUAUGUGACCUUUGUAGCAUUUAUAAAAGAUUUACACAUUUAAUUGUACUGGCUCUCCACAGCUAGCAGAGUCUAUAACAGUACAGUGUAGUAGAAAUAUAAUGCAAGCUACAUAUGUAAUUUUAAGGUUUCUAGCUACAUUAAAGUAAAAAUAACUUUUAGGGAAUUAUUUCCAAAACAUUUAAUAUGUAAUUGCCUUAAAACUAAUUUUAAUUUACAUUUAAAUACAGUUUUCAUGGUAAGUCUUUGAAAUGUGAUAGGUACUUUACACAUCACAACAAGCCACAUUUCAAGUGCUCACUGGCCACAUGUGGCUACUGACUAUUGUACUGGACAGUGCAGAUGUAGAACUUUAGCGUAGGCAGUCAGCCUUUCUGGACCUCAGUUUUCCUAGAAAUCAGGUAUUUAAUAUGUCAUUUUCAUUUUAGGUUGUUGUAAUCCAAAUAAAAGCUAAUUGGUUUAGCUCAUUAUUGUCAUGUUCAUAAAGCCAUAAAAUUUGAAACAAAAUUUUUGUCUUAAGCAUUGUACAGAGAUAUUUAAGAGGCACUUUCCAACUUUCCACCCAUUUUAGCCCCCACCCCCCACCUCAGUUUUAUGAAAAUAGCUCUGUUUUAGAGUUGAGGUAGGAGUGAGAUCAAGUUAAUCUUGCUAACAUGUUGCUAGUAGGAGAUAGAGCUAGUUUCAGAACCAGGGUUGGUUGAUUGUGGAUAUUCCAUAUAACCUCUUGAAAGUUCAGAACUUAACAAGGUUGGGGAAAAAAUUUCGAGCUCUGUGUGUGUAAAGGUGGGUUCUAGACCAUAGGCUAAAGACAUUUAAUGAAAUAAAGGUUAUUUCCUUAGAUGAGGUCCGUAGUGACAGAAAUUGAAUUAUGUUUCAUGCUUUAGGUGUGGAAAUUCUCUGCCAUAACGAAUUUCCUUAUGGCUGAAGUUUAUUACAUUUUUUUCCUUUUCUAAUCAUAAGAGCAAUUUGGAAAUUUAAAUUAUCUAUUGUCCAGUUAACUUAUUCUAAUUGCCUCUAAGAAAUCAGAUGGGAAAGAAGUCUUUUAAUUGGAUGUUGUAGUGAUGUCUGAUUUGAACAGAACUCAAAACAUUUUGUCUUUAAAAUAUACUCCCUCUUGGUGAAAAGAGUAAUUUCAAAAUAAGGCUUUAAAAGGAAGCAAAAGUUUUAAACAAAAUAAAAGGCAACAUAAUUUACCAGACAGGUUAAUAACUUACAUUAUUUGUCAUGAGAUUAGUUUUUUAAAAAGUAAUUUACAAAAGUGUAAAGCACUCAAGUCCAUAGGAGGCACUUGAUACAUGUAGAUCCACUCAACAUACACCUAUUUUAGUAUAAACAGAUAAUUCAAAGACGCUUAAAAACUGCCAAAGUGAAAUUAAUAAAUGUUUAAAUAUGUACCUAGAAACAUUAAAAAGUGGUAAGCUUUCCAAUGAUGUUACACUGUAGUCUUUUAAAUGGUUUAGUCACAAACAGAAAAGUAUAUUUGUGAUGUUUAGACAAUAAUAGCUAAUCGUGAGGAUCAGUGAAAUUGUUUACUUUUAUACACCACUGUGGAGUUGGUACCACCAUUCUACAAAGCAGUUUGACUGUAUCAAGAAUGUUUGUUUUUACCCUUUGACCCAGUAAUUGUAUUAAAGUUGAUUCUAAAUAAUUAGAAAUGUGCAUAGGUUUAUCAUCAAGGAUGGUAAUAUCAAUGGACUUUAGUGGUUAGCAAUAAUGGAACAGGAUGGUACAUUUUGAUAAAGGAUAAUAAUGCAUCAUUAAAGAUCCAUGUUUUUGUAAUACGGGAAAAUAUUCAUUAAACUACAUACAUCAUUAAAAAACAUUUGUUUCCCCACUUUGAAGGAUAAGAUCCUAGGAAAGAGAGAUGACAGGCGCAGGCUCUGUCUUUAGAACGUGUUCAAAUCCCGGCUUUGUUAGUUUUAUGAUCCUAAGUUCCUUUCUGUCUCAGUAAUUUGCCUGUAUAAUGAUUGAAACUAUAGUACUGUACCUACACCAUGGGGUGAAUGCAUGAAGGUCCAAUGAAAGUGCUUAGUGUCUGUACCGCCUAAGUAAAUUUUCGCGAUAAUAGUCUUCCUGCAUCUCUCAUUGUAGCGGACAAUACAGAAAAAAACAUUUAGUAAAGGGAAAACCCCAUGAGAGACUAUAAGAGGGAUUUUACCUAAUCUGCAAACCUGCGUCUUCCAAGCACUUGGAUUUUGGUUGGGCUCCUGGAGCCGGCGUGAAUUGAGUUCUACCCUUGCCCGUGAGCGCGCAAAAGAGAUUUUGUUGGUGGGGUGGCGGCCUGGUGAGUUGUAGUCUUUAUUCUAGGGCUGUUUUACUCGCCACUCCCCCAGCCCCCAACACACCCCUUUUAAAAUACCGACUCAAAGGCGUCCUCCUAUCCCCCUCUCCCUUAGGCGUCACGCAAAGCUCGGACCUGCUCCCACCCGGAGCCGAGUGUACGGUGAGGCGCGGAGCGUUGCGGGGUCGGGGAAGCGCUACCACCCGCUCCAUCCCUCUGCGGAUUCGUGUCACGAAGACUACAGCUCCCAGCGGGCUCCACGAGCUCCGGUUACCCCUCAGGCAGCGCCCGGCGGCUACGGGGGUGCUGUAGUUUCUUCCGGGCUCCCUACAACCUUCUUCCCUCUCCUCCGCAAUACAGGCAGUUACCGGGUGCUGGGGCUGUCCUUUGAUUUCCGGAAAUGGCCGGUCGCCAGUGUUGUCAGAGUUUCCACGGAAGACUGCGCGCUACUCCGGCCAGGAGGGCGGAGCGGCGAGACGCUAGAGGCUUUGCGCUGGGUGACGACUUCAGGUAUAUUCAUAUUUUAAUGAUCUUCUGGUCAUUUGUUGCUGGAGUUGUCACAUUCUACUGCUCACUAGGACCUGAUUCUCUCUUACCAAAUAUAUUCUUCACAAUAAAAUACAAACCCAAGCAGUUAGGACUUCAGGAAUUGUUUCCUCAAGGUCAUAGCUGUGCUGUUUGUGGUAAAGUGAAAUGUAAACGACAUAGGCCUUCUUUGCUACUUGAAAACUACCAGCCAUGGCUAGACCUGAAAAUUUCUUCCAAGGUUGAUGCAUCUCUCUCAGAGGUUCUUGAAUUAGUGUUGGAAAACUUUGUUUAUCCGUGGUACAGGGAUGUGACAGAUGAUGAAUCCUUUGUUGAUGAACUGAGAAUAACAUUACGUUUUUUUGCAUCUGUCUUAAUAAGAAGGAUUCACAAGGUGGAUAUUCCAUCUAUUAUAACCAAGAAACUAUUAAAAGCAGCAAUGAAGCAUAUAGAAGUGAUAGUUAAAGCCAGACAGAAAGUAAAAAAUACAGAGUUUUUACAGCAAGCUGCUUUAGAAGAAUAUGGUCCAGAGCUUCAUGUUGCUUUGAGAAGUCGAAGAGAUGAAUUGCACUAUUUAAGGAAACUUACUGAACUGCUUUUUCCUUAUAUUUUGCCUCCUAAAGCAACAGACUGCAGAUCUCUGACCUUACUUAUAAGAGAGAUUCUGUCUGGCUCUGUGUUCCUUCCUUCUUUGGAUUUCCUAGCUGAUCCAGAUACUGUGAAUCAUUUGCUUAUCAUCUUCAUAGAUGACAGUCCACCUGAAAAAGCAACUGAACCGGCUUCUCCUUUGGUUCCAUUCUUGCAGAAAUUUGCAGAACCUAGAAAUAAAAAGCCAUCUGUGCUGAAGUUAGAACUGAAGCAAAUCAGAGAGCAACAAGAUCUUUUAUUUCGUUUUAUGAACUUUCUGAAACAAGAAGGCGCAGUGCAUGUGUUGCAGUUUUGUUUGACUGUGGAGGAAUUUAAUGAUAGAAUUUUACGACCAGAAUUAUCAAAUGAUGAAAUGCUGUCUCUUCAUGAAGAAUUGCAGAAGAUUUAUAAAACAUACUGUUUGGAUGAAAGUAUUGACAAAAUUAGAUUUGAUCCCUUCAUUGUAGAAGAGAUUCAAAGAAUUGCUGAAGGCCCAUACAUAGAUGUUGUGAAACUUCAAACUAUGAGAUGUCUUUUUGAAGCGUAUGAACAUGUUCUUUCCCUUUUGGAGAAUGUAUUUACUCCUAUGUUCUGCCAUAGUGAUGAGUAUUUCAGACAACUUUUAAGAGGUGCAGAAUCACCAACACGCAAUUCAAAAUUGAACAGAGGUAGCCUAAGUUUGGAUGAUUUUCGGAACACACAGAAAAGGGGAGAAUCAUUUGGAAUCAGCAGAAUAGGUAGCAAAAUUAAAGGAGUAUUCAAAAGUACCACAAUGGAGGGGGCUAUGUUGCCUAAUUAUGGUGUAGCUGAAGGUGAAGAUGAUUUUAUUGAAGAAGGUAUUGUUGUAAUGGAAGAUGAUUCUCCAGUGGAGGCUGUGAGCACACCUAAUACUCCCCGAAACCUUGCUGCAUGGAAAAUUAGCAUUCCAUAUGUAGACUUUUUUGAGGAUCCCUCCUCUGAAAGGAAGGAGAAAAAAGAAAGAAUUCCUGUGUUUUGUAUUGAUGUUGAAAGAAAUGAUAGAAGAGCAGUUGGACACGAGCCUGAACAUUGGUCUGUCUAUAGAAGAUAUCUUGAAUUCUAUGUACUUGAAUCAAAACUAACAGAAUUUCAUGGUGCAUUUCCUGAUGCCCAGCUUCCUUCUAAGAGGAUCAUUGGCCCCAAAAAUUAUGAAUUCUUAAAGUCAAAGAGGGAAGAGUUCCAAGAAUAUCUACAGAAACUUCUGCAGCAUCCAGAACUGAGUAAUAGUCAACUUCUGGCAGACUUUCUUUCCCCUAAUGGUGGGGAAACACAAUUUCUUGAUAAGAUACUACCAGAUGUAAAUCUUGGGAAAAUUAUAAAAUCUGUUCCUGGAAAACUAAUGAAAGAGAAAGGUCAGCAUUUGGAACCUUUUAUCAUGAAUUUCAUUAAUUCUUGUGAAUCUCCAAAGCCUAAACCGAGUAGACCAGAACUGACCAUUCUCAGCCCUACUUCAGAAAACAACAAGAAGCUUUUCAAUGAUCUGUUUAAAAAUAAUGCAAACCGUGCUGAAAAUACAGAGAGAAAGCAAAAUCAGAAUUAUUUUAUGGAGGUGAUGACUGUAGAAGGAGUCUAUGAUUACCUGAUGUAUGUAGGACGGGUAGUUUUCCAGGUUCCUGACUGGCUUCAUCAUCUCUUAAUGGGAACUCGAAUCCUCUUUAAAAACACCCUGGAAAUGUAUACUGAUUACUAUCUUCAGUGUAAACUAGAACAGCUAUUUCAGGAGCACCGUUUGGUCUCACUCAUAACACUUCUCAGAGAUGCUAUAUUCUGUGAAAACACUGAACCUCGCUCUCUCCAAGAUAAGCAAAAAGGAGCAAAACAGACUUUUGAAGAAAUGAUGAAUUACAUUCCAGAUCUGUUAGUCAAGUGUAUUGGUGAAGAAACCAAGUAUGAAAGCAUUAGACUUCUGUUUGAUGGCUUACAGCAACCAGUACUCAACAAGCAGCUGACUUAUGUUUUAUUGGACAUUGUGAUACAGGAACUGUUUCCAGAGCUCAAUAAGGUACAAAAGGAAGUUACCUCUGUGACAUCUUGGAUGUAAACACUUGGAUUUGGUAUAGAAUAACCCAUUGAAAUUUCUGCUGUGCGAGGGUGGUAGAAAUUUACUUUUUUGGGUAUAUUCUUAUAUAUAUUAUGUACAUCGCUGUCUGAAAUUUUAGUUAUUUUUUGUUUUUAAUAAAGACUAACACAAACUUAAUAAUGAUUAAAA